This is a messenger RNA of Balaenoptera acutorostrata (minke whale), 1140 nucleotides long. It is a transcript of the gene ARHGAP40, whose product is annotated as Rho GTPase activating protein 40. Gene Ontology annotation, biological process: regulation of actin filament polymerization; regulation of small GTPase mediated signal transduction. The record is from RefSeq and is a predicted model, not a curated record. Gene Ontology annotation, molecular function: GTPase activator activity. Gene Ontology annotation, cellular component: cytoplasm. Lineage: Eukaryota; Metazoa; Chordata; Mammalia; Artiodactyla; Balaenopteridae.
AUGUCUCCAGAGAAUGGAGACUUGGGUGUGAAAUGGAACCAGUUCAGUUCCGGGGCUUUUGAGUUCCCCACAGCAGCAGAGUCUGAAGGGCUGCAGGUGCAGGCUGGGGGGGAAACCUUCAUCAUGGACUACGCUUACUCCAAACAAGCUGUACUGCUCCUGCAGAGAGGCAGGGGGCCCCCGGAGGCACCUGCACCUGUGCCGAAAUUUAGGAUCCCCAAGGGCAGACUUGGCCUGACUAGGGUAGGAGACUUGUCCUUACAGGAUCAGAAGGUCCCUGCCUUAGCCCUUAUCGAGCUGACCACGUUCUGUGACGUCCUGGGCUUGGACCUGAAAAAGAGCAAGGCCGGCAAACGGAAGGCGACAGAAACUUGCCUUUUCAGCGUGUCCCUCGACACCUUGCUGGAAGCCGACCGCAGAUCCCUCCCCAGCACCCAGGUCCCGCUGGUCCUUCAAGCGCUGCUGUCCUGUUUGGAAGAGAGAGGGCUGGACACAUCGGGCAUUCUCAGGGUGCCAGGGUCAAAGUUAUGGUGUCCCCAGGUCGUGCAGCAUGAUGUUCUGGGGAAGGCACUCCUGGAAUUCUUCCCAGUGGCCCGGGAGCCGAGCAACAAGAUGAUGUUGUGGAGUGUUUCCACGGAGAUGGCCCCUCAUCUCUUCCAGCGCCGAGGGGGGUCCCCCAAACUCCCCAGGGGCAGAGAGAAGCAGCUGGCAGAGGGGGCAGCUGAGAUGGUGCAGAUGAUAGUGCAAUACCAGGAUCUGCUCUGGACGCUCUGCGAUGGGGGACUCAAGACCUGGCUGCGAAGGAUGCACGCAGACAAGAACGAGGCGACGGACGGCCCCGAGUUGGUUAGUGAGCCCUGCACCACAGCCCCGCCCCCACAGGUGGAAGAAGAAAGGGGCAAGGGGUGGCGGGAGGGCACCUGGUGGCCGUGCCUUCGCAUCCUCUGCAUCAGCCGGGACUCACGACCAGGCUGCCAGGAACGGCGCUGCCGACUGUGGCCACCAGGGGGCGUCCCGGGCCCGUCGCAGCGAGAGAGGAGGCGGGGUCUUAGAAACGAGGGAGGGAACAGGGUGCUGGUGCAGGGGGAGGUCAGCCCCUCGGAGCUGAAGGCCAUUGAGGGGAGUUGUGCCUGCUGUUGA